AUGCUUGAAAAUACUGAAUAUGACCUAGAUUACAGCAAGUGCAAAUGGCUUCCAGCAACGAUCCGUAAUGCACUCAGCGAAAUGAUCGAUAUUUCGCUUUUAAAGGAGCCAGCAAUGUUCUUGCUGUGCGUAUCGAAUUUAUUUGGAAUGCUUGGCUUUUACAUACCUUUCAUGUUUCUCAUUGACAUGGCCGUUGCAAAGGGACAUUCCAGAGCCAAUGGAUCAUUGCUGCUGUCCAUCAUUGGUAUAACCAAUACUUUUGGUUGAUCACAGUUGCAUUAA
This is a messenger RNA of Gongylonema pulchrum, 282 nucleotides long. The record is from the annotation of a GenBank genome assembly. NCBI's taxonomy places the organism in Eukaryota, Metazoa, Nematoda, Chromadorea, Rhabditida, Gongylonematidae.